GUUGUGUUCGCGGCUGAGCGGCUGCUGAGCACGGGCUCUUCAUUUUAAGAAAAAUAAUAUUUUUUUUCCGGAGCGGGCGGGUUCCUGGUGCCGCUGUUGGCGCGGCUCUGCGAGCGCCUCUGGUUACGUUCCCGGGGCGGCCGCUGUUAACGCCAUCGAGGCGCUGCGGCCGCGCUCCGCUCCCGUUGCGGGCGGUGCGUGCGCGGCUUCCCGAGGUCGCAGCGGCGGCAGCAGCAAGCGGCGGUGGUGGAGAGGGAGGUUUCCCUCCCUCCUUGCGGCACCAUGAAAGCCGUGAGCCCCGUCCGGCACCCCAGUCGCAAGGCGCAGCCCGGCGUGGCGGGCGGCGGCGGGGGGCACCCGGCUCUGCGGUGCCUGGCCGAGCACAGCGGCUGCAAAGGGAGCCCGCCGUCGGGCGAGGAGCCGGCGGCGCUGUGCCUGCAGUGCGAUAUGAAUGACUGUUACAGCCGGCUGAGGAAGCUGGUGCCCACCAUCCCGCCCAACAAGAGGGUCAGCAAAGUGGAGAUCCUACAGCACGUCAUCGACUACAUCCUCGACCUGCAGCUGGCUCUGGAGACGCACCCAGCGCUGCUCCGGCAGCAGCCGCCGCCGCCCGCUCUGCACCCAGGCAGCUGUCCCGCGGGCACUCCCCCGGACCCCGCUGACUGCCCUGAACACUGACCCGGCAGGCUCUGUUAACAAGCCGGGGGACAGCAUCCUGUGCCGCUGACCGCCGCUCCCCAGGUGUGCGGCGGCGCCGCGCCGCGCAGAGGCAACGCGGGGGGCGGGCGGCGGCGGGGGGGGCCCGGCCCUGCCCCGCCGCACCGGAGGAAGGAGCCAUCCAAUCCCCCGAGCAGUUCCCAUGCUUCACCCCGGCAGAGCCAAGCCUUUUCACCAUUUUGCACGUCCGUAGCGGUCCCCCCCCCGUCCCCAGCUCCCCGUGUCCUUUCCCCUCUUCCCCCCGGUUCCGUCUCUUCUCGUCGUUCCCGGCCAGCUGUGAGCGGCGGCGUGUCCCACGGUGGCAGCGGGAAAAGUUGCGACUCUGCCCCGGGAUAGAGGACCGAGCCUAAACCAGACUUUAGAAACCUUGUAACUCUUAAGGGACCGAGCAGCCGAAUCUUGAAGCUUUACUAAUCUCCCAGAGCAUUUGUAGAUAUAUUUGACAUCUAUUGUUUAAAAUAGAUGGAUUUUAUUGGGGCCCAGGGAACUUUCUUAUCCCUGCAGGAAUGUUACAUAUUGUAUAGACAAAUGAGUGACAUUUCAUACUGUGUAUAUAUAGAGAUGUUCUAUAAGUGUGAGAAAAGUAUAUGCUUUAAUAGACUACUGUAAUUAUAAAAUAUUUUUAAUUAAAUAUUUUUUGUAAAUAUUAUAAAGGUGUGUAUGUUUUUUUUAAUCUGUGGGAGCUCAAGUACAGAGCUGCUGAUACGGAAAUAUCUUAAAUGUUUAGGACUUUUUUUGUCCCCAAAUGUCCUUUAGACUUGAGAGUUGCAGCUUUAGCUAGUGCAUGAUUGCAUGAGGUGUCUAAUUGCAAAUAAACUUGUUUGGAGUCCAUACAACGUGUUUUCCUCAAUCUAGACUAAAAAUGUUUGUAAGUGUAUUAUACAUUUUGAGACUACACUUUUGUCAUUUAGGCACAGGGAUUUUUAGUGCAUUCUAUAAAAGUAGCGGUAAGAUGUGUUUUUUACUGAGACAAGAAAAAUUUUAUCUAGUGUUCUUGCAUUACGGGGGCAAUGCUUUAGAUCUCUUAUCAGUUUGGUUUGUUUUUUUAAGUCUGCUCUUGAAUUAGAUCAAGAAACUUGUUUGGAAACUUCGUUUAGCACCAAAAGGUUUUAUCGCAAAUUUGUGUUCCUACAGCUUUUUAAUUGCUUAAAAACUGAAAACCGUUCUCUGCUUGCAGCCAAAGGGCAAACCAUUAACAAAACCAGUUGCUGUUUCCUUCGUCCAAAGAGUAUUGAUAGUGAACUGCAGAAGGGCACAUGGGCUAAAUCAUUAUGAUCAGUGAUGUAAAUUAAUCUUAAAAUGAACUUAAGUAGACCAAAAAUCGGAUAACUGCGUCAAGAUUAUUUUUCUAGUACAAAAUUACUUACAUUUCACUGCAGCUAUGUUACAGUUAAAAUCCUGUUUAAUCUCUGUGAUGUGUACCUGCUACAUGUGAACAUUAAACUAGAUUUACCUGUCUUUAACUGUGAUUCUUCAGCUUAUUUCUUCAAUCCUCUGAAUUUGCACAUUCUCCUCACUAUUUGUAUGGAGCAUUUGAUGGGUGAAUUAUUUUCACGGCAAGCUCUUGUACAGUUGGGUCCUGCUGGCUGUAAGCUUGUGUCCAGGCUUGGUGAAAGAUCCUCAUCUUGUGUGAUCAGUAGCCUGCACACUAGUGCAAUGGGAUAGUCAGAGUGGGAGAAUUAAGUAGGAUUUAAUUGGGUGCUUCGUAAAUAGCUAGCCAACUGUGUGUGUAACAUGGUCUGUUUGACUAAAAAAGAGGAUUUGUUUCAGAUUAUACAAGUGUCAAAAGUACUAUAACCCAAGGGAGGACUUCUAUUAAGUUAAAUAUUUAUAAGGAAAUUAACUAUGGGGGCCAUUAGGUAUUGACUACAGUGAUAGUGUCAACAAGAUGAACACUUUCUUUAUCAAAAUAAUUGCGUAAAGAUCAAAUCAAAAAGUGGCUAACACGUCUGCAAACACAAGGCCUCCUGUCACUGCAAAUGCUUUAAAGGCACAGGCAUUUUACAGCCUGAGCUGGGACUUAAGGGAUGGGUAGUGGGUCCCUGCAUUGUAUUUCCCCAGCCCUGCCGUUGCAAUUUUAGUCGAUUUAAUGAGCAAAAUACAUGGUCUUGUAAAGUUAAGUCACUAACCUCUUAUCCUGGAUUCUCCCAGCUAUUUUCAUGACAGUAGCAAUACUAUCAAUAGAAUUUUUGCUGCACUUUGGGAAUCUUUCUGAUAUAUUAAAAAAGAGGGAGGCAGCAGUCUUUUUCCAAAGGAUUAGUUUAAAUUUACAUUGAUUGUUUAUCCUAUUAAUAUUUGUCAUUUUCUGCUUACUUCAGCUUGUACAGCUCGGAUUAUUUUGUAUACAAUUUCUCAGUAACAUCGGUUCUCAGUACACUCAUUUGUUGCUAUCCGCUGUUGCCAAAUUAUAGUAUUCCGUUACAUAGGAGAGGAAGCAAGCAAGAGGUGCUGUCGCUGUCCUAAAACAAAACUAUCUUGUAGAGUUUCUAAAUAUCAAAGCUGACGUAUCCUGGGAGAGCUGGUAAAAUACUGAGCUGCUCUUCAGGGAAGAACGUACCAAACCCUGGAUUGUUUCAGGUCAGGGCAAUCUCCCGUUGAGUUUAGCAGCUUAAGGGUUUGGGUUUGCUUUUUGGAAAACUUGCGGUUCAACAAGUUAGGACCUUUAGAAAAUGAAGUUUUAAUAAAGAGCUGUGAAAAUUUUUUGUGUUAUAUGUAGGAUUCUUCAGAAAUGCGAAAGCCUGCAUAUAGCAGUCGGACUAGAUUACAAUAGAUGCUGGUCUUUACUUAUUCCUUACGCUACUUAUAAAAUUAAAGGAAUAUCUAAUUGCUUGCUUCCUGAUGCCUGGGAUCAGUACAGUCCUAAGUGCAGCCAUAAUUAUUUUCUGUUUUUCAAAGAUUUUAGAGUCUUUCAUCAUACAGUAAUCCCGUAUCUUGUUUAAAUCAUGUUUUCCAUAUAGCAAAAGGCGUAAAUGUUUGAACAAAGGCAAAUUAAAAGGACUCUUUCUUCUAA
Messenger RNA from Camarhynchus parvulus, 3727 nucleotides. RefSeq names its product inhibitor of DNA binding 4, HLH protein (gene ID4). Lineage: Eukaryota; Metazoa; Chordata; Aves; Passeriformes; Thraupidae. Gene Ontology annotation, molecular function: protein dimerization activity; transcription regulator activity. The transcript has 3 exons. The coding region runs from base 283 to 678 and encodes 131 amino acids. Gene Ontology annotation, cellular component: cytoplasm; nucleus. Gene Ontology annotation, biological process: cell differentiation; negative regulation of transcription by RNA polymerase II; circadian regulation of gene expression. The record is from RefSeq and is a predicted model, not a curated record.